Molecule: messenger RNA, 1455 nt
Organism: Perkinsus marinus ATCC 50983
Lineage: Eukaryota; Perkinsozoa; Perkinsida; Perkinsidae
Exons: 15
Coding region: 1-1455 (484 amino acids)
Biological process (GO): protein phosphorylation
Molecular function (GO): ATP binding; protein kinase activity
Source: RefSeq, a predicted model, not a curated record
AUGUCGCGGAUCACCCUUGCCUUAGCAGCUCUUCUUAUCGACAGUCUCAGUGGCUUCGACCACCAGUUACAUCACAACAAGCCGGUCUCACUGGUCAUCCCCAAGGGCCCGUUUAUCCUGCAUGAAAGACUUUUCCAAGCUCGCAAUGGAGUGGUAUUCCGAGUGACCGAUUCCAACAAGAACGACUACGCCCUGAAGGCUGUGUCCCUGCCUGUGGACACGGACCAGGAGAGGAAGAUCCACACGCUGGGCCAGUUCAACAGAGAGAAGAUGUGGUUCGGAAAGACCAACACGGUCCAGUGCGCUGCUAUAGGUUCUGCUAAGCCUGGUCAGACCGUCACCUGUCCAAACCACCACGUGCUCUACGGGUUUGGUCACGACGUCAGUGACAUUCAAUACGAGAACGGCACUAAAGUCCCUGUCACCAGUGGUGUCACCAUGGUCGUUCCCAAGGCAUCUGGCCGGAAAUCUGAGGACGUCAAGAACAUAUAUUUCGGGAGUAACAUCUUGAUGCAGUACAUGCCUGGUGGUCGCCUUGUCGAUCUCCUUCAACCAGCAGCAGACCAACAGGGCUACAUAGGAGAGUUCUCUAGCAUGAUCACGAGGUUCCCUCUGUUCCAGAAGAUCGCCCCUCAGCUGGUCACCAGUCUUAGAUUUCUCCACUCGAAAGCCCACAUGAUUCAUUUGGGCAUGUCACCAAAAACCGUCCUAUGCUCCGACACUAAGUGCAGUGACGCGGCCAUAUUCGAGUACUUCAAUACUUGGGACGGGAAGGUUCCCACUCCGAGCACCCCACCGGCGGCUAGCGAGCUCAUGCAGGACUCAGUAGUCCUCGCCACUGGAGCUGAGGACGGGAAAAACUCGGAGACUAAGGAAAUUCGCAGUUUACUGAGCAGCCCUUCCCUUACCUUCGACGAGGCAAAGAGUGUGGACUGGUAUGCCCUCGGUGGCACUCUGUUCAACAUCAUUUCCGGCACCAGAGCAGUGGUGGACGAACGCAAGUUGAAUAAUCCUUCGGUUGCUCUACAGGCCGAGAAGGUCGUGGCCCCUGAGAACAAGAAGCGCAAUAGUGCUGUCCACAUGCUCACCGCGUCUCUGUCAAAAUCGAUGAGAUCUGAGGUGGUCGAGUCGAUGCUCCUGAUUGACGGACUUCUCCAAGAGGACCGUAAGCGCCGUAUCUCAUUCGACAUUGAGGACGCCACGACACCCGCGGUCCAGCAAAAGGAGGCGGUCGCCAAGCAGAGCCUCAGAGCUGGCAGAAGAACGUCCCUGCAGAAAGCCGCCGUCCCUGAUGUUAUUGAGGCACCGAUCCCCCAUGUGACCAACACGACUGGCGUGAAUUGUGAGGAAUAUAUGAAACAAGGAGGAAGUCAACUCGGGAAGAAUUCCCAUUUGGGCGUCUUCACACCUAAUCAUACUCCCACGUUCAUGAAAGGCAUGUGUGUGCCAGCAUAA